Messenger RNA from Nerophis lumbriciformis (worm pipefish), 2119 nucleotides. NCBI's taxonomy places the organism in Eukaryota, Metazoa, Chordata, Actinopteri, Syngnathiformes, Syngnathidae. The record is from RefSeq and is a predicted model, not a curated record.
AGAGGAAGACCAGGCACCACGGACCCUCUGAAGUCCCCUUUUCCUCUUUGACACAGACCCUUCCCUGUAAAAAGGAAGAGGAAGACUCACUGACCCCCCACAUUAAAGAGGAAGAGGAGGAACACAGCAUUAGUCAGGAAGGAGAUCAUAUUGAAGGACUGGUGGAGUUCCCAGUGACUGGUGUCCCUGUGAAGAGUGAAGAUGAUGAGGUCAAAGGUGAAAGUGAGGAGAAGAGAGAGGCGGAGCCUCCAAGCAGCAGCUCAACACAACACAUGACAACAGAAGCUGAUGGAGACCACUGUGGAGGAUCACAAGCAGACAAGAUCUUAGCUCCACUAUCAGAUAGUGAGGACACAACGUCACACUCUCCUGACACUGAUGAUGAACACUCUAAAGAUGAUGCAACAUGUCACACUGACAACACUCACUUCACAUGUUCCCACUGUGACAAAACCUUUAAUGACCAUUGCAAUAUGAAAGUACACAUGAAAACACACACUGGUGAAAAACCUUUUUCUUGUUCAUUCUGUGGUAAAGGUUUUACACAAAAGCGAUCUUUGAAAAUACACAUGAGAAUACACACUGGUGAAAAACCCUUUUCCUGUUCAACCUGUGGUAAAGGUUUUACACAAAGUCAACAUUUGAAAGGACACAUGAGAACACACACUGGUGAAAAUCCCCUUUCCUGUUCAACUUGUGGUAAAGGUUUUACACAAAGUCAACAUUUGAAAGUACACGCGAGAAUACACACUGGUGAAAAACCUUUUUCCUGUUCAACUUGUGGUAAAGGUUUUACACAAAGUCACAGUGUGAAAAGACACAUGAGAACACACACUGGUGAAAAACCUUGUAUCUGUUCAAUCUGUAGUAAAAGUUUUACACAAAGUCAACAUUUGAAAGGACACAUGAGAGCACACACUAGUGAAAAACCCUUUUCCUGUUCAACCUGUGGUAAAGGUUUUACACAGAGUCAAAAUUUGAAAAUACACAUGAGAACACACACUGGUGAAAAACCUUUUUCCUGUUCAACUUGUGGUAAAGAGUUUAGACAAAGUCAGAGUGUGAAAAUGCACAUGAGAAAACACACUGGUGAAAAACCUUUUUCUUGUUCAAUCUGUGGUAAAGGUUUUACUAAAAGGCAAUCUUUGAAAAGACACAUGAGAAGACACCCAGGAGAGAAAGUGUGUAGUUGCAGUGUGUGUGGUGAAAGAUUGUCUUCUAAGUACCAGUGUAAGAAACACAAGUGUGCUGGUGAGAACAGCAGCAGCAAAUGAAACUGCAGGAUUUGAAAUAAACUGUCAAGACUUUAAUGUUGACUUUCUAACAACAUCAGCACAUAUAACAUGUGUGACAUCAUUGUUGUUUGUGUAACUAUCUUUUUAAUAUGCUCCUACAUUUAUAGAUUAGAUAGUUUGAAAUAUUGAAGUAUUCCAUAUUUGUAUUUCUACUUGUUAAUGAUCCCAUAGAUUAGGACCUUUAUAUGAUGUACAUAUGUACUGGUUCACAUGUGAAACAUCUUCUGGACCACUUCAGGAAGCAUAUUAUUAUUUACUUUAUACAUCAUUUGAACACUUGUCUUUUAUACCAUUUUAAAAUGUGUGACUUUAUGAAUUAUUUGUUGGGUCUCUAUAAUCCAUUUUAUUAAUGAUCUUUAUUACUCUCUUUUGUAAUAUGAUGAUUGUUUUAUAUGUAUGUCCCCAGACCUUUAUGCAAUAUAAAAGUGAGAGAAAAAGGCUGAAUUGUUUGUGGAAGGAUGUUUAUUUUUUCUUUUUACAAACUUACAUUCGUGGAUAAAACAAAAAUUCCCAUUAUUGGGUUUUAAACAUUUUUAAUGUAUGUUUUCUUUUUAAACAUCCCCAAAACAAUAUCAAUAUCAAUCAAAGUUUGGAGUGUCAGGCACAAGCCAGUAUUGUACAUCAUCCCACAGACAUUUACUUUGCAUACUGUAGGAGCCAAUUUCCUUAUUUGUUCAUAUUGUUUUUAUCUUGUUUUCUCUCAUUGAUUGCUGGCCUCUGUUCAUGCUGAAAUGUGUUGACAGGGAUGGGACCGUUGCUAUGGUGCGGUUGCCAUGGUAACGUCAUUUAAUUGGGUUCAGGUGGGAGCACUCGGGGCGAUUGCA